This is a messenger RNA of Engraulis encrasicolus (European anchovy), 2005 nucleotides long. RefSeq names its product SEC13 homolog, nuclear pore and COPII coat complex component (gene sec13). Gene Ontology annotation, cellular component: nuclear pore outer ring; COPII vesicle coat. Gene Ontology annotation, molecular function: protein binding; structural molecule activity. Gene Ontology annotation, biological process: positive regulation of TOR signaling; COPII-coated vesicle budding; protein import into nucleus. Bases 163 to 1125 code for a protein of 320 amino acids. The record is from RefSeq and is a predicted model, not a curated record. Lineage: Eukaryota; Metazoa; Chordata; Actinopteri; Clupeiformes; Engraulidae. The transcript is spliced from 9 exons.
CGGGCCUGGACCAGGAAGUAGCGUCAUGUUUUAGCGGCCGGGUUGCCUGUUGCCACGUCGGAAUCAUCACAGACCAUUGAAACUCUGGGCGGCUGCGGCUGUCUACUGCGUUUUAAACUGUGAUAAACAUAAUAUAUAUAUCAGUGUAGCACCAGCACAACUAUGGUGUCUGUCAUCAACACCGUGGACACGUCUCAUGAGGACAUGAUCCAUGAUGCUCAGAUGGACUACUAUGGCACGCGUCUUGCCACUUGCUCGUCUGAUCGCUCUGUGAAGAUCUUUGAUGUGAAGAAUGGUGGACAGAUCCUGCUGGCUGAUUUGAGGGGCCAUGAGGGUCCUGUGUGGCAGGUGGCUUGGGCUCACCCGAUGUACGGCAACAUCCUGGCAUCCUGCUCCUACGACAGGAAGGUGAUUAUCUGGAAGGAGGAGAAUGGCAGCUGGGACAAAAUGUACGAGUAUACAGGCCAUGAUUCUUCAGUGAACUCUGUGUGCUGGGGACCAUAUGAUUUUGGUCUAAUGUUGGCGUGUGGGAGCUCUGACGGGGCCAUCUCAAUACUCACCUUCUCUGGAGAAGGGCAGUGGGACGUCAAGAAAAUCGGCAACGCGCACACAAUUGGCUGUAAUGCAGUCAGCUGGGCCCCGGCAGUGGUGCCUGGUAGCCUCAUAGACCAACCCACAGGACAGAAGCCAAACUACAUCAAGAGAUUUGUGUCUGGAGGCUGCGACAACCUGGUUAAACUAUGGAAAGAGGAGGACGGCCAGUGGAAGGAGGACCAGAAGUUGGAGGCUCACAGUGAUUGGGUGAGAGAUGUGGGCUGGGCGCCAUCCAUUGGCCUGCCCACCAGCACCAUCGCCAGCUGUUCACAGGACGGGCGUGUGUUUAUCUGGACGUGCGACGACCCCUCGGGGAACACGUGGACGGCCAAACUGCUGCACAAGUUCAACGAUGUGGUGUGGCACGUCAGCUGGUCCAUCACCGGGAACAUCCUGGCUGUCUCCGGUGGUGACAACAAGGUGACACUGUGGAAGGAAUCUCUCGAUGGCCAGUGGGCUUGCAUCAGUGACGUCAACAAAGGCCAGGGUGCCGUGUCAUCCGUCACAGACGGCCAACAGAACGAGCAGUGAGGCGGGUGGGGAGGGGUCCUUAACACCACUGCGAUGCGAUCACCCAAUCGCCACACCCAACACCUGCUGCGUUUGAUGUUGAGCUGGAACACUUUCAGUGGACGAUGCUUGACUGCCUCAAGAGACAUUUUAUAUAAAAAAAAUAUUCUCCCACCUCAAGAGUUAAAACACACGGCAAACAGGAUGUGGCCCCAGCACCUCAGGAAAUGUGCUGCUUGUAGUCAUUGGAUCCUAUUCAAUAUCUAACCUCCAUUCCUCUCCCUUUAGCUUGGGGCCUCGUGCUUCACCGACGCACAUUUUCUCUAUUCAUCAUCCUGAUGGCAAAUGAGCAAAUUACCUUUUGGGUUGUGCUUUUACGAGAUAUUGAAUAAAACUUUCAUUGUCCAUGACGUUUUGCCUCGCGUCAUAAGGCUACAGCAAAAGAAGAGGACAGGAGGUUAGAUGUUGUUUUUGGGGCCCUCUUUCUGACAUCAAGCGUUUGCUGUCACUCUAACUUAAAGGACACAUCUUGAUGAGGUCACAGAGCUGGGCUGUUUAGUUAAGUCAUUAUCUGUUAAAAAAAGAAAAAGAUAAUAAAAAAAAACUAGGGAUUUUGUUUUAAGUAUUGGUAAACUACUUCUCAAUGAGCUUUUGGUCUUGUAAUUUGAUGGAAGAGAAUGGGAGUAAAAUUGCUACGUUUUAAAGUGUGACUGCGCAGAUUAAAGUUCAAAGUUAGUCACCAAUCUGAUCAGCUCUGUGAAUCAUGCUGUACAUGAUGACCAACGAAACACAACACAACUUUUUUUGUCCCUUUGUAUCUGUCUGAUUUUUGUCUGACUAUUCAUUCAAAGAAUGAACUUUUCUAAUAAGUGAAAUAAAAUAAAUAACCUCUGGCUACAUA